GUCUCCAUUCAAAUGUCGCCUGUCCAGGAAGACGUCUCCGGACUGCGGGUCCAGAGCUAGCUCGCCAGCUCAUGCCUGCGCGUUGUCCUUCUCAUCAGGGCCCCUGGGGAGACUCGGCUGUACUCCUGCGCCCUCCCCAGGCUGAGCCUCCAUGCCUGGUCCCCGAGUAACUCAAGAGUUGGGGCCACCUGUUCAGCCAACCGGGAGGAGGAACCGAGAUCGGCCUCUUCCUAAGCCAGGAGCGCAGGACUCGCGCCUCGCCGUCGGCGCCCCUUUCGGGCCGUCCACUCUGGAGCCCUGGUACAGGGAAAGCUGCGGGGACACUUCCGUUCCGCACCGCUUCCGUGACUUUUGGCCAAGCGCCUUCCGAGCGUCAGGUUGCUCUGUCCAGCGGGAGCGGUCACCAAGCCCCGCAAUCGCGGAGCCAGGGAGGAGGGGCGCCCAGUCCCACCAAGUGGCCGCCGGCAGCACAGCGUCCCCGAGGCCCGCCCGCGGCGACAGCGCCCUAGGCCCCGGGCGCGGACUUGGACCCACGGGGUCCGCCCGCGCCGGGCGGCAAACCUGGGCUGGGCUCCAUCCUAGGACAGCGGGUCCUCCCCUUUGGGGACGGCUCGCUCCCUGACUCAGCAGUAAACACUUCUCAUCCUCCCCAGGUGCCGCGAGUUCACAGGUGAGCUCCGGCCCGCCGAGACCCUCGCCGCGCCUGGACCGAGGCCCUCGCUGCGGUCCGAUCGCACCCACUCCCACACGUGGGCGCCGAGUUGCAUCAUCUGCACCUGGACUCGCGGAGCAGGGGCCAUACCACGUGCCCGGUCCUCCGCACCUCGGCGAGGCGAUCCCAACAUGCCUUCGGAGACACCCCAGGCAGAAGAGGGGUCUGCAGGGUGCCCCCACCACUUGGGGAAAGGGAGCCUUGAGAGGGGACCUCUAGGGGACAAGGAGGCCAAGGAGCAUCUGUGGAUCCCGCCUGACACCCCCAGCAGGUGCACCUGGCAGCUGGGCAGGCCUGUCACCGACUCCCCGCAUCACCACGUCACUCUGACAAAAUCUCCAAAAAUCUUGCCAGAUGUUCUGAGGAAAAUCGGGAACACCCCGAUGGUCAGAAUCAACAAGAUCGGGAAGAACGCCGGCCUCCAGUGCGAGCUCUUGGCCAAGUGUGAGUUCUUCAACGCGGGUGGAAGUGUGAAGGACCGCAUCAGCCUGCGGAUGAUCGAGGACGCCGAGCGUGCUGGGACUCUGAGACCCGGGGACACAAUCAUCGAGCCGACGUCUGGGAACACAGGGAUCGGGCUGGCGCUGGCCGCGGCUGUGAAGGGCUAUCGCUGCAUCAUCGUGAUGCCCGAGAAGAUGAGCAUGGAGAAGGUGGACGUCCUGCGGGCCUUGGGGGCGGAGAUCGUGAGGACACCCACCAACGCCAGGUUUGACUCCCCGGAGUCCCACGUGGGGGUGGCGUGGCGGCUGAAGAACGAGAUCCCCAAUUCUCACAUCCUGGACCAGUAUCGCAAUGCCAGCAACCCCCUGGCUCACUACGACGCCACCGCGGAGGAGAUCCUGCAGCAGUGUGAUGGAAAGCUGGACAUGCUUGUGGCUACUGCGGGCACGGGCGGUACCAUCACGGGCAUCGCCAGGAAGCUGAAGGAGAAGUGUCCUGGGUGCAGAAUCAUUGGGGUGGACCCAGAAGGGUCCAUCCUCGCAGAACCAGAAGAGCUGAACCAGACGGAGCAGACAUUCUACGAGGUGGAAGGGAUUGGCUACGACUUCAUCCCCACAGUGCUGGACAGGGCGGUGGUGGACAAGUGGUUCAAGAGCAGCGACCAGGAGUCCUUCACCUUUGCCCGCAUGCUGAUCGCACAGGAAGGACUGUUGUGUGGCGGCAGCUCCGGCAGCGCCAUGGCUGUGGCUGUGAAGGCGGCGCAGGAUCUGCAGGAGGGUCAGCGCUGUGUGGUCAUCCUGCCCGACUCAGUGCGUAACUACAUGUCCAAGUUCCUGAGUGACAAGUGGAUGCUACAGAAGGGCUUUCUGAAGGAGGAAGACCUCUCCGUGAAGAGGCCAUGGUGGUGGCACCUGCGAGUUCAGGAGCUGAGCCUGUCAGCCCCUCUGACCGUGCUGCCCACGGUCACCUGUGAGCACACCAUCACCAUCCUCCGUGAGAAGGGCUUCGACCAGGCGCCCGUGGUGGAGGAGUCAGGGGCCAUCCUGGGAAUGGUGACUCUUGGGAACAUGCUGUCGUCCCUGCUUGCUGGGAAGGUGCAGCCUUCAGACCAGGUCUCCAAAGUCAUCUACAAGCAGUUCAAACCGAUCCGCCUGACGGACACGCUGGGCACGCUCUCUCACGUCCUGGAAAUCGACCACUUCGCCCUGGUGGUCCACGAGCAGAUCCAGUCACGGGACCAGGCCUGGUCAGGAGUGGUGGGGGGGCCUGCAGACCACAGCAAUGGCAAGUCCAGUGAGCGGCAGAUGGUGUUCGGGGUCGUCACCGCCAUUGACCUGCUGAACUUCGUGGCGGCCCGCGAGCAGGAUGGGAAAUAAGCCUGCAAGUCCCGUCUUUCCCCCACCCUCCCUGCUUGGAGCUGAUCCGCUCUGCUUUCCUAGAUGCUAAGCAAACCUCUGAUUUUUAACCUCCUGAGGCUGGGCAUGGCCUUCCCCUGGCAGGUAGCAGCACCAGGCCAGCAGAGGCCUUUGUGCCCUCGCACGCAGCCUGAACCACUGCUAGAUUCAUUCUGUGGCUCUCUUUUCACAUCCACUUCACCACAGGAGCCUGAAACACAGGCAGGGAUGGGAGGUGGGCUGCAGGCAAAAGGAAUCCCCUCUGCCAGAGAAGAAUCCAGAACGGGGAGCAGCAGGAAGGGGCAGCUUCUGCACUUGCGUUUAACUGAAGUGAGAUUCACAGAAUCAGUGGUCCUCAAGUGGACAGUUAGUGUGCAGUCACCAGCUCUGUAGAGUUCCAAGGCAUUUUGUCACCCCAUAUCCCCACCUCUUGCUGCUCCCCGGCAACCAUUGGUCCACUUCCUGUCUGUGGGUUGACCUGUUCUGAACAAUCCAUAAAGGUAGAAUUGCA
Messenger RNA from Sciurus carolinensis (gray squirrel), 3058 nucleotides. It is a transcript of the gene Cbs, whose product is annotated as cystathionine beta-synthase. Lineage: Eukaryota; Metazoa; Chordata; Mammalia; Rodentia; Sciuridae. The transcript has 19 exons. Gene Ontology annotation, cellular component: cytoplasm. The coding region runs from base 844 to 2529 and encodes 561 amino acids. The record is from RefSeq and is a predicted model, not a curated record. Gene Ontology annotation, molecular function: cysteine synthase activity; cystathionine beta-synthase activity.